Molecule: messenger RNA, 4493 nt
Organism: Aegilops tauschii subsp. strangulata
Lineage: Eukaryota; Viridiplantae; Streptophyta; Magnoliopsida; Poales; Poaceae
Source: RefSeq, a predicted model, not a curated record
UUACUCUAGAUGAUGAUUUGGAUCCAGUUCGAUUUGGCAUUUGUUUUUGUCCCCUUUUUCAUCCGGGAAGGAAACUUCGCGUCCCGUUUUUACUGCUCGCGGCGUGAGUUUCGCGGAGCUUUCCCUGCCGAAGGAAGGAAGGCGACUGUUCUUCUGGGUUUGGGAAUCGGGAGGUCUGUGGGUUUUGCCUCGUCUGGGAAUCGAUGAUGGGCAUGCGCGCUAAAGUACUAAUUUGGGUAACCGAGGUCUGGAAAAUGCGCGCAGGUUUUUGGACCCCUGUAUAGGAGUAGCAGAAUUUUCUGCUUGUUUUUGAAGCAGGUUUCUGUUUGAAUGUCUUCAUGAGUCAGCUCACGAGCAGCACGAGUUUUUUCAUUAAUUGUUAUUUGUGGCGAUAAUGUUCGAGCUAUAUAUAGAUCUCAGGACACUUGGAAGUUCGAAUUCAAAUGCCAAUAUUACCAGCAAUUAUAUCACGAAAUAAUACCAAAGACUGAAGAGAAACUGCAAAAAAAGGCCCGACACGUUUAUAGUAUAUUUUUCCAUAAUAUCCUGCGAGAACAGCUCGGGAAACUUCUCUGAAAAACACCCGCACUCCGGCCCGGCCUCUUCUUCUCCCCUUCCCCCUUCCGUCCCCCCCACAGCCUCAAUUGGCCUUCGCCGCCGCCUUUGUUCCACCCAAGCACGCGCGCCACCUCGGUGGUAUCGCCCACGUCCUCGCCCGCUCCACUGACCUGGCCUGCCGUGGAGUCGAGAUCUGUCCGUACCCGGGCUCGGAUUGAUUUUCCCUCGGUUGGUGGCGAACCCUAACUUGCUUGGAUUGUUACUCGAGUCUUGUUCUGGUUUAAUCUUCCCACCAAUCCAUCCACUCUCUGACGGAUUUAUUUGCUGCGCGGGGGAGUACGGAUAGAAAUCGUAUACUACUUAUGUUCAUUUGAUUGCAGAAAUUGAUGAAGCAAUUGGACGAAUCGAGCAGAUCGGUGAGUGUUUGAUGCGUGCGAUCGAGGGCUCGUGCAGAGAUGGACGUGGUGGGGAUGGUGGGGCGCGGGGUGGGGCGUGUCCUCUCGCAGGGCAUGUACUCCGUCGCCACGCCCUUCCACCCUUUCGGCGGCGCCGUCGACAUCAUCGUGGUUGAGCAGCCCGACGGCUCCUACCGCAGCACGCCCUGGUAUGUCCGCUUUGGCAAGUUCCAGGGUGUUCUCAAGCGUAACGAGAAGGUCGUCACCAUCGCCGUCAAUGGCGUGGACGCCAGCUUCCACAUGCUGCUCGACAACUCUGGCCAGGCUUACUUCAUGCGGGAGCUCGUGCCUGGCGGUGAGGACUCUGAAACCGCUGCAGAAGAAGCUACGAGCGAGCCUGAAACUCCUCUGCGUAGUAAGAGUGACGGGGAACUUUACAGCCAGUUGGUCGGCCCAGAGUUGAAUGAGGACCAGGAGGAACAAAAUGGAGAGGAGUUUGAUUCAUAUGGCUAUUCCAAGUUGGAGGAGGCAGAAGAUUUGGCAAAUCAAGCUGGUGGGGGCAAUUCAGAGAUGCUUUUGGUUAGUGUGAACGGGUGUGUUCUAACUGCUCCCAUUUCUUCAACUGAGGAGAAUAUGGAGAAUGUGCAACUAAGUGACCCGCAGUUCCAUUUGGGGCCUGGGGAGAGCUCGAGUGGCGACCUCAGCCGCGGUGGCGAGGUGUGGGAAUCUGGCAUUUUGGAUGGUUUAUACAUAUCACAGGAAAAGGUUAAGUUUGAUUCUGAACAUCCAUCAGAGGCUUUGGAGGAGCUUCGGGAGGUGUCAAUUUUGAAGGAUGGGUCACAUGACAUCCCAGUUAAUGAACAUGAAAGCCUCCAUGUCUCUGUUAAUGAAGGCCAGACCUGUGUUGCAUUGACCAAUGCUCUUGAUGUGUCGGUGAACAAUGAUGAUGCUUAUCAACCAUUGACCAAUGAAGACAAGACUUGUGACAUUCCACUGGUUCAGAGCAACUGUGCUGCAUUGACCAAUGAAGACGAGGUUCAGAGUGUGCUACCACGGUCAGAGAACAAUGGACUGAAUUAUCAACCUUUGGUCGUGGAAGAUGAAGGUCAUGAAGUUUCAGGGAACAAUGGUGAGGGCUAUCAACCCUUUCCCAAUAAAGAUGAAGCUCUUGACGUGUCGGAGAACAAUGAUGAUGCUUAUCAACCAUUGACCAAUGAAGAUGAGACUUGUGAUAUUCCACUGGUUCAGAACAACGAGGCCUGCAAGUCCCCAUCCAUGGAAGGCAAGGUUUGUGAUGCCAACAAUGAGAUUAUUGAGGGUGAGAAUAUUCAGGCUAGUUUUAGCAGAUAUGAUACUUUCAGAAGUUGCUUGGAUUUGACAUCACAAGAUGAUGGAGAUUCAGGAACUGAACUCUUUUCACCUGAAUUUGAUCACCAGAGGGAUCCUGAGCUUAGUCUGAGUAUCCGUUCCGAUGUUGACAUAGAUCUGGGAGAAGAUGGAAGUGAAACUGCGGACUGUGAUCCAUCCAAUCAAUUAAAGCAUAUAGAGGAAGUGGAUGUUUCAUCAGUUACUUCAGACGAUAAUAUAACACGCAGCGAAGGCUGCUCUCCUGUCUAUGGCAAGGCAGCUGACUUGUCCUGUGAAGGGGGUUCUGAUGACAGGAGCAAAGAUACCACCCCUUCUAAUAUUGCUGCUAGUAAAUCUGAUCGCUUGCGAAUGUCCCCAAGCAGUGACAGAGACAAAUUAGGAAGCAUUCCGGAGAACCCAACUGCUGAAGAGGAAAUAAAUAAAGAAGAGCACCCCCAUUUACAGAAGGGUUUGGGCUUUGAGAUUUCUCUGUGUGGGCACUUGCUACGGCCAGGAAUGGGCCAAACAUCCGCUGAUGAAGUGUUCCAGCAAAAUCUUGUCCCUGAGGAGGAUUUCAAAUUGUCUGGACCAUCAAUAAUAAAAAAUGCAAACCUUAUUGUCAGAAUUGGCUGUAACUAUUUCUCAUGGAGUAAAGUUUCUCAUGUUGUUCUUGGGAAGGCUGUAUUUGGUCCAGACUUCUGUGUAGAACCUAUCGAUGCUAUUCCAGUUGAACGCCAAGAAACACCCAAUUCGAGAGAUGAUUCUCUUGGGUUGUCCCCAAGCCGGAGAUGGAGGCUGUGGCCUAUUCCAUUUAGGAUAUCAAGAUCUCUUCAACGCAGUAAUAGUGAUUCUUCUGAGGAUAUUUUUCUUGACACAGAGACAGUCUUAAGUCCUAUGGACGAGCAAGCCCCAGCCAACAAUAAAGACCAGUCACCAAGAAAGCAAUUUGUGCGGACUUUAAUUCCCACUAGCGAACAGGUGGCAUCUCUUAAUCUUAAGGAGGGACAAAACAUUGUCACCUUUAGCUUCUGCACCAGAGUUUUUGGGAAGCAGCAGGUUGAUGCACAUAUCUACGUGUGGAAAUGGAAUGCAAAAAUUGUUAUAUCCGACGUGGAUGGAACCAUCACAAGGUCUGAUGUCUUGGGCCAGGUCAUGCCUUUAGUCGGACGAGAUUGGAGUCAGUCUGGUGUUGCUCGACUCUUUUCUGCAAUAAAGGAAAAUGGUUAUCAACUGAUAUUCCUUAGCGCUAGAGCCAUUGUCCAGGCAUAUCUGACAAAAAACUUCCUCUUCAAUCUAAAACAGGAUGGGAAAGUUAUGCCUAAUGGACCUGUUGUAAUUUCGCCCGAUGGAUUGUUCCCUUCACUCUACCGAGAAGUUAUACGAAGAGCACCACAUGAGUUCAAGAUUGCCUGUCUGGAGGACAUUAAAGCACUUUUUCCUUCUGACUACAAUCCAUUUUAUGCUGGAUUUGGCAACAGAGACACUGACGAGCUUACAUACAAAAAGAUGGGAAUUUCGAAAGGCAAGAUUUUUAUCAUCAACCCCAAGGGUGAAGUGGCCAUCAAUAGUUCAGUUGAUGUGAAGUCCUAUACCUCCUUGCAUACCCUUGUCAAUGACAUGUUCCCUCCAACAACUUUGGUUGAGCAGGAAGAUUACAACUCCUGGAAUUAUUGGAAGGUGCCGCUGCCAGACAUUGAUUUGUAGAGUAGUUUUGACAAGUACAGCAGUAGAUGCAAGUAGAGUCUGUGGACAGCAUGACAGGCAAGUUCGUGUACGCUAGUUCUCAAUCGCCACAGCAGAAUUCUGUUCAACCUGUAAAGCAUCUGGUGAGUUUUCCAGAUGGACUGUGUUGAUCGCCGUUGUUGCAGAAGCUCGAUUUUCCUUGCUCCGACGCAGCGCCAUCACGAUCAUUCAUCUUUUAGGUAGUGAUCUGAUUGUCAUGGCCGUCGUUAAAACUUAUCGGUGCUGUGCUGGCAUCUCAAUUCGCAACGAUGUAGCCCGCCGAGCUUGUUUGUUAAUCUGUUGUCAGCAGCUGCUAGACUCUGUUGCUUUCCUUGUUCUUGUAGCUCUAGGCUGUGAUGUCAGUUAGAUUACUCGUGGUACAUUACUGGAAAGCAACAGGGAACAGAAACUGUCAAUCACGCUGUAUGUUGUUGUAUAUGGGAUAUAAAUACGACUGCAUUUUUCUGUAAA